AUGAUUAGAGAUAGAGAUAGUAGUAAAAGAUUAUAUCAUGAUAUCUAUAAAAAUUUAUUGUAUCAACAUCAUAACCAAGAAUAUCAAUAUCCUCAAAAACAACCUUCUAUUGAUAUUAAUGAUUUCAAUCUCAGACCUUAUACAUGUGUAGUUAAAGAGGGACAAUAUUAUGUAACACCAGGUAUUUUAGAGAAUGGCGCGGCAUUCGCAUUGGUAGACCUUAAUUCGAAUGAAACCGGUUGGAAUUACCUAUCGAUAAACACUUCAUCACAGUACCCAGAUUCGAUACAGGCUCAAGCUGCAGGUUAUAUCGAAGGAUAUUUAACUUGGCAAUCGAUUUACUAUGGUAGAAUCAAUUACUUUAUGCAAACUUAUCAAUCCACUGAUGCACCUACUAAUGUUACAAAUUGGAUAGAAGAUAAUAUUCAAUAUAUGGAAUCAAAAAUUCAAGAAUAUAAAGAUAAAGUUAGUUUUAAUGGUGAUGAGGACGAAGACGAAGAUGACGACGCAGUGUAUUGGUAUCAUGUAUCAUUGAUUCUUGAUCAAAUAUCAGGAAUGGUUGAGGGAUACAAUGAUAUAGUGUACAAUAAGGAUAUUGCCAGAUUGACCAUUGUCGAUGUUUUCAUUUUGAACAUGGCUGGAGAUAUGAGUGAUUUGAUGAACGCUAUCACUAUUCAAGCCGGUGGAGAUAUUCCAUUCCCAAAAGACUCAACAGAGAUAUUGGAAAACUCUCACUGCUCUUCAUUUAUCAAACUGGCAGACGACCUCUCCGAAGUCUAUUGUGGACAUACAACAUGGACCUAUUAUACAUCAUUGAUAAGAACAUUUAAAUAUUAUCAAUAUUCAUUUUCAUCACAAAGUAAAAUGAUUAGUAAUAGUCAGUUAUUUUCAGCAUAUCCAGCAACUUUAUCUUCGAUUGAUGACUUUUAUCUUUUGGAGAAUCAGAUGAUUGUAACUGAGACCACCAAUAAUAUUUACAAUUAUUCGUUGUAUUACAAAGUUGAGAAAGAGUCAGUUCUGAGUUGGAUAAGAGUAUUGGUUGCCAAUCGACUUAGUGACUCACCACUGGAAUGGUGUCAAACUAUUGAAAAGUACAAUAGUGGAACAUACAACAAUCAAUGGAUCGUAUUUGACUAUAGAAAUUUUACACCAAAUAUCAGUCUAGAAGAUGGUGCUCUCUAUAUUUUAGAACAAAUUCCAGGAUUUUGUCAAUAUGAGGAUCAAACAAAGAUACUCAGAGAUGGUUAUUGGCCUAGUUAUAAUUUACCAUUCUAUGAGAAUAUUUAUAAUAUGUCGGGAUACCCAUUGUUGGCUGCAACUCUCAAUGUUAGUCUGCAAAUGCAGAUUUCCUAUGAGACCAACUGUCGAGCUGAGAUCUUUAGAAGAGACGCCAACACUGUCUAUACUCUGGAUGAUUUCAUGGCGUUCAUGAGAUACAACAACUAUCAGAAAGAUCCAAUUUCACAGGGUAAUCCAUCGUAUUCGAUCUGUUCGAGAUUCGAUUUGAUUAAGGAUAAACCAAUACUUUUGGGUGGAACCGACAGUAAGGUAAUCAACUACAAACUAAUGAAAGAGCAGAUCAUAGUUGCAAUCAACGGUCCAACCACCGAUAAUCAACCGCCAUUCAAUUGGAAUAACUUCCCACAGUUCACCAAUACUACUCAUAUUGGAAUGCCUGAUGAAUAUAAUUACGACUGGGUGUCAAUUUCCAAGAAUAAUGAACUUGAAUGUAUGAGAAAAGAUGAGUUGAAAGUGAUAAUGAAAGAAUGCUCAUUAAAACACAAUGGUAUCCAGAGAGAUUUGCUUAUCAAUGCGAUCAUUCAACAUCAAGAGCAAAUCAUCGAUUUGAAAUCAAAGUUGGUAACGAACAACUCGAUUGAGAAGUAUCAUCGUGGCACCGUUGAAUAUCGAUUGCCAACAUUGGUCAUCUAUCGAAUCAUUCGUGAUCUCUGGCAAAAUGAAAUCGACUUUUGUUUAAACCCAGCGAAUCUCAGGGAAAGUUACAGAUGGUUACUAUCUAUUGCCUUGGUUUCCAAAGAGUUGUUCAAACUGAUAUCGUCGUUGUUCACCCGAUUCCAACAUAUUCAUGCCAAUCAUAACAACACUGAUACUCUCGAUAAAAUCAUUGUGGAGAUGAAAGAUCAUUUUCUAAAUCCACACUCAAUCCUCAAGAAUAUCAGUCAUCUGACGUUCUCAUUGGAUCUCCUCAAGGAGAUCGCUGACAACAAAUCGAUAGGUACACAAACCGAACUGGCUGUCGUGUUCCACGGUGUCAGGAAACUGAUAUUGAACGGCAAGAAGGACAAAAUCAAAACGAUAGAGAUAAAGCAAAUCAAAACGAUCAUUCGAUGCAUGCCGAAUCUUGAAUCACUACUCAUCCGUGAAGCGAUCAUUGAAAACGCAAAAACAUUGAUUCAACUACUAAUUUUGACUCCACAAAGAAAAUAUCAGAUGUCAACACAUAAGAUUAAAAGUACUACCACCACUAGUUCAAGAACAAUUGUUGGUAAUGGUGGUGGUGGUGGUGGUGGUGGAAUCAAUAACGCCAUGAAUGUGAUUGUCUUUGGUUUCCCUUUUGUUGGUCUGAGUGUUGGUGGUACGGUUGGCUUGAUCAACAAUCUUUUGCUACCAGAGCAAAACUCAAUGAUGAUUGCAAUCCUAUUCCUACUACUCAUACUCAUACCACUUUCGACUUGGAUCGUUAAGCAAGACACUACAAUACUCUUGGUAGGACUACUUUUACUAGCACCUUACUUUGCAGGCAACUACAUUGUACAUUAUCUAACAGUGAAUCACAACUCAAUAUUUUCAUAUUCAUUCAUCUUUAUAUGUUUAUCUAUAUUCGCAAUCAUAUACCUUAAGAAUAAGAAGAAAUUAGAUUAA
Molecule: messenger RNA, 2883 nt
Organism: Heterostelium album PN500
Lineage: Eukaryota; Evosea; Eumycetozoa; Acytosteliales; Acytosteliaceae
Gene: plbD
Product: phospholipase B family protein
Exons: 9
Coding region: 1-2883 (960 amino acids)
Biological process (GO): phospholipid catabolic process
Cellular component (GO): extracellular region
Molecular function (GO): glycerophospholipase activity
Source: RefSeq, a predicted model, not a curated record